This is a messenger RNA of Prorocentrum cordatum, 2577 nucleotides long. Lineage: Eukaryota; Dinophyceae; Prorocentrales; Prorocentraceae. The record is from the annotation of a GenBank genome assembly.
AUGCCUGCUCGCGCACCGUACCAGGCCGCUCUCACCCUCCAGCAGCGCGUCGCAUGCAUCGCCGAGGCCGAGUCUCGUUGGGACAUCCACAAGCAUGCCGAUGGUAGUUGGAUGGAGCUGCCCAAAGGCGCGCCGCUGGGCCCCGUGCAUUUCGCUUCGGUGAAGCAGCACAAGCACCUCUCCCACGUGGGCGACUGGGCGAGGGAGCGGGCAAUUGAGGGUUGGAUGGCCUUCGAGGCUGACCCGAGGGCGAUCCGGCUGCACGGGCAGAGGCCCCUGCAGAGUCGGUGUCGCUUGCCGCCGUGGUGGUUGGACGAGCGCUUCGGGGAGAGCAGUCCAGCCCACGGGCUGCGCACGGGCACGAAGCUCCCAUUGCUUCAGAAGUUCCCCGACUUGGAGACCGUGCUUCGCAGGUGGCACGAGCUGCACGAGGCGGAGCGGAGCGAGGAUAAGAAGGUGUCCUUCCACGACACGCUCUUCAGCUUCAACGCCGAGCUGCGGAGGACUCGAGAGGGCUUCGAGCAGGCUGGGAUGCACGGGAGGCUGCCGGAGAAAGUUUCAGUGGGGUGGUUUGCGGGCCAGAAGAGGAGGCUGGGCAUCCUCAACUCGGCCGUGCAGUCCACAGAAGUCCGGCGCCCUGAGCGCGCGGCGAUCGAGCAGUUCUGGGCGAGCUGCGCGCGGACGCAGGAGGAGCACGGCAUUGCCAGAGAUCUGGUUUUGAUUUUCGAUGAAGUUCCAGAUUACUACAUGGCUGUCCCGAAGCGAGUCCAGAGCACUGCCAAAGAGCGCAGCAAAGCCACGGGCCGCAGAUGCAAGAGGACUUCCAGGGGUCGCGUGUCCUUCACGGCGUGUCUGUCGUUCAGCCCCGCGGAGCGGGGCCGCGUGCUGCUGCUCGUGAAGUCGUGCAGGCCGCCCAUGCUGAAGGCUAUCCAGGAAGACUUCGGGGGGCAUGUCGAGGUGGUCGCCCGCAGGGGUUCAGUGAUGACUGGCACCACCCACGCCCGCGUGGUGCUGGAGAAGAUGAUCGGCCCCCUCGCUGAUCACAUCAGGCACGCACGGGGCCUCCCCCCCCAGAGCAAGAUCCUGUACACGGAGGACCCGGCCCCCGCGCACACGGGGGACAAGUGCAAGGCGUCUGGCGAGGGCGACCUCCAGCGCAAGAGGCGGGAAGCGCUGGCCAAGUUCAACUUGGUCCGCGAGCUUCUGCCGGAGAACAGCACGCCCGACCUGUGCGAGGUUGAUCAGAUUGCGAAGAUCGUCAAGCAAGAGAAAAACAAUGUCCUCCACGAGAUCUUGGGAGAUGGCCCUGAUAUCAGACUGCGUCCUUCGCGGUCUCCGAAUGCGGCCGCGCACAUGGCGCCGGGGGGGCCCCUCGUCACUGACUGCGGGAGCAUGCGCAGCCCAACUCUCUACCACAUCGCGGGGGCUUGGGCGGCGGCGUGGGCCAGCGUUUCCCAGCUGACGCUGUGCGCGGCGUUCGUGCGUUGCGGCUGGCUGACCGAAGGGCAGGCUGCCGGCGUGCUCCGUGAGCACCCGAGCGCGGUCCUGGCGGGCGUGAAUGAUUUGCGCCGCAGGCAGCAGGCUCUGCGCAAGCAGAACGUUUGGCUGCACGCUGAUCAGGAUUUCAGCGGCGGGCCCGCCGCGGAAGCUCCUGACGCUCCGGCGCCAUCCGCCGAGGAGCUCGCUGUCUUGCGCCGAAAUCAGCAGGAGCUCGCUCGCAUCCGGGGGAAGCUCCUCGACAGCAUCUUGGCGCAGCUCGCCGGCGGGGCCGAAGAUGCCGACGGCGCGAGGCUCUCCCGCGCUCUCGACGUGAGCCGCGCGACGCCCUUCGAGUCCACCCUUGCCAACAUUGCCGAGUUGCCUACGCAGGAUAACGUCGGGGAGAGCAAAUAUUUUUUGGCGGCCGUCCCAGUCGCGCUGAAGAAAUCAAAGCUCUUCACCAAGGAGAAGCGGAGGGCCCUGGUGAACGACGUCCUUGACUGGCAUUUCUUGCAGCUGGAGCGCACUUACGUGCGCUUGCUGGAAGCGAAGGACCCGCGGGUGUGGCGGGUGGCAGCCGGCAGAGCGCAACAGACCACGCUUUCUGCAUGGCUGUGGUCCAUCCUCGCCAGCGCUGCGAAGAAAGACCAGACAGGCGCCGACGACGUUUGGCGCAGGAUGGUGGGGGACUUCAAGAAAGCCAGCUUGAACCCCGGGAGCCUCCACAGGACCAAGAAGGCGCCCUCGGCGAAGGGCGCGGGCAAGGGCGAGGCUGGCGCGGGGGGCGCCGCCCCUGCAGCAGCUCCGCCGAGCGGCGCGGGGGGCCUCCACAGGAUCAAGAGGGUGUCGGCGGCGGCGGUCGCGGGCAAGAUUGGCGCUGGCUCGGGGGCCGCCGCCUCUGCGGCCGCUGCGCCGAGCGGCGCGGCGCCUUCGGUGCAGGGGCCGCCGCAGGGCGCCGACCCCGCGGCGGCUGCGGCGAGCGGAGCAGCGCCGCCUGCGCCGGGCGGCGCAGCCCGCGUCUGCGCCGGUCUCGUCGCGCUCCUGGCGAGUGAGGCGGCGGCCGCAACUGGCGCGGCGGCAGCUGCUGCGCCCCACUAA